Vigna umbellata (rice bean) is the source of this 3934-nucleotide messenger RNA. Its product is annotated as putative disease resistance RPP13-like protein 1. NCBI's taxonomy places the organism in Eukaryota, Viridiplantae, Streptophyta, Magnoliopsida, Fabales, Fabaceae. Gene Ontology annotation, molecular function: protein binding; ADP binding. The record is from RefSeq and is a predicted model, not a curated record.
CAACACUGAAAUCAAAGAAAGCAUUGACUUAAACCUUAUCAUAUUUCAAUUUGAAAGAUUUAUUGUUUUUAUCUCAUUUAGAAAGAGUUUCAGUGUUCUAAUUGAAUUUGUAAAACAAGGGAAGAAAUGGCCCUAUGUAUGGUGGGAGAGGCUCUUAUCUCUGCUUGUGUGGAGAUCUUGAUAAAAAGGAUAGCUUCAAGAGAGUUUAGAGAUUUCUUCUCCAGUAGAAAGCUGAAUAUUUCUUUGCUGGAUGAGUUGAAGACAAAGCUAUUGGUACUUAAUGCUGUGCUCAAUGAUGCUGAGGAGAAGCAGAUCACUGAUUCUGCAGUGAAGCAGUGGCUUGAUGAGUUUAGAGAUGUUAUCUUAGAUGCAGAAGAUUUGUUGGAUGAAAUCAACACACAUGCUUUGAGAUGCAAAGGGGAAGGCAAAUCUAGAAAAUUUGCCACCAAGGUAAGAUCUUUGCUUUCUUCUCGCUUUAAAAACUUCUAUAGGGGUAUGAAUUCCAAGUUUGAAGCAAUAUCUAGAAGGCUAGAACAGUUUGUUAGACAAAAAGAUAUUCUUGGCUUGCAAAGUGUUUCUAGGAGAGUGUCUUAUAGAGCAGUAACAGAUUCACUGGUUGAUUCUGUUGUGGUUGCUAGAGAGAAUGACAGGGAAAGGCUACUUAGCAUGCUUCUAUGUGAUGAUGGUGAUGGCAUGUCUAAUGAUGUAGAAGUGAUCACGGUAUUGGGCAUGGGGGGUCUGGGAAAAACAACCCUCGUUCAAUGCCUUUACAAUGAUUGUGAAGUGCAGAGUCAUUUUGAUAUGACAGCUUGGGCGUGUGUGUCAGAUGAUUUUGAUAUUCUCAAGGUAACGAAGAAAAUUGUAGAAUCUCUCACAUCGAAAGAUUGUGACAUUACUAAUCUUGAUGUUCUUCGUGUUGAAUUGAAGAAUAACCUAAGAGAUAAGAAAUUUUUGCUUGUGCUUGAUGACCUUUGGAAUGAAAAGUAUAACGAUUGGCAUAACCUAAUAGCACCUUUUAGAAGUGGGAGAAAGGGAAGUAAAAUCAUUAUUACAACCAGACAACAAAGAGUUGCACAGGUCACACAUACAUUUCCUACUUACGAGCUGAAACCUCUUAGUGAUGAAAAUUGUUGGAUCAUACUGGCCAGACAUGCAUUUGGAAGUGAAAACUUCCAUAAUUAUCCAAUCUUAGAAGAAGUUGGGAAAAAAAUUGCAAGAAAAUGUAAUGGUCUGCCAUUGGCAGCUAAAACAUUGGGAGGCCUUUUGAGAUCAAAUGUUGAUGUUGGGGAAUGGAAUAGAAUUCUGAACAGCAAUAUGUGGGCACAUGAUGAUGUUUUACCAGCUUUGCGCAUAAGUUAUUUUCAUCUUCCAGCACAUUUGAAGAGAUGUUUUGCUUAUUGCUCCAUUUUUCCAAAACAACAUUUGUUGGAUAGAAAGGAAUUAAUUUUGUUAUGGAUGGCUGAAGGCUUUCUUCAACACAUUCAUGAAGACGAAGAAAUGGAAUCAGUGGGAAAUGACUGUUUCAAUGAGUUAUUAUCUAGAUCCUUAAUUCAAAAAGAGAAUGCUGUUGCAGAGGAAAAUUUUCGAAUGCAUGACCUCAUCUAUGAUUUAGCUAGACUUGUGUCUGGAAGAAGUUCUUACCACUUUGAUGGCAGUGAAAUCCCAAGAACCGUUCGCCAUAUAUCAUUUCUCAGAGAGAUGUUUGAUAUCUCUGAAAAAUUUGAGGGCUUGUAUGAGCUGAAGUGUUUGCGGACCUUUCUACCACGAUUGUCAUAUCCAUUUGUUCAAUGUUACUUGACCAAAAUGGUAUCACAUGGUUGGCUGCCAAAACUAAGAUGUUUGCGAAUACUUUCGUUGUCUAAAUACACAAACAUCACUGAGUUGCCUAAUUCGAUUGGCAAUUUGUUGCACUUGAGGUAUCUGGAUCUUUCCUACACCUCAAUUGAAAGCUUGCCCGAUGAAACAUUUAUGCUUUACAAUUUGCAAACUUUGAUAUUAUCAAAUUGUGAAUCUCUUAUUCAAUUGCCGCAGAAGAUAGGAAAUCUGACUAACUUACGCCACCUUGACAUCAGUGACACUAAUUUGACAGAGAUGCCAACACAAAUAUGCAACUUACAAGAACUCCGUACCUUGACAGUUUUUAUUGUUGGAAGACAAGAUGGACUAAGUAUCAGAGAUUUAUCCAAAUUUCCCUAUCUUCAGGGCAAGCUUUCCAUCAUGAACCUGCAAAAUGUCGUCAAUCUUGUGGACGUUUUCGGGGCCAAUUUAAAUAAAAAAGAGCAGAUCGAGGAGCUUAUUCUAGGAUGGGGCAGUGAUCCACAAGAGCCGCAGUUUGAAAAGGAUGUACUUGACAACUUGCAGCCAUCAACAAAUUUGAAGAAACUCAGUGUCAAAUACUAUGGUGGCACUUCCUUUCCAAAUUGGAUUGGAAAUUUUUCAUUUUCCAAGAUCACAGUUCUUACUGUAAGUGACUGCAACAAUUGUUUGUCACUUCCACCGUUUGGACAACUACCUUCUCUGAAGGAGCUUGUUAUCAAAAGGAUGAAAAUGGUGAAGAAAGUUGGUCAUGAGUUCUAUGGCAGCAAUGUAGACUCACAGUUGUUUCAGCCAUUUCAAUCACUGGAGAAUCUGGAAUUUGAAGAUAUGUCAGAGUGGCAGGAAUGGCUACCAUGUGAGAGUGAAGGAAGAAACUUUAUUUUUCCAUGUCUUAAGACUUUGUACCUCUGCAAGUGCCCCAAGCUGAGAGGAACCUUGCCAACUCAUCUACCUUCAUUGACAAAUGUGAUUUUCUCAGAGUGCAACCAGCUGGUGACAGAAUUAUCUGAUGUGCAUUGGAAUAAAUCAAUUGAAGCAAUACAUAUUGCAGAGGGACAAGAAGCCUUGUUGUCUAUGCUUGACAACUUCUCCUAUUGUGAGCUAUUGAUUGAAAAGUGUGAUAGCUUACUAUGUUUGCCCAGAAUGCUACUUGCUGCAAAUUGUCUUCAAAAGUUGACUCUUACAAAUAUCCCAUCUUUGAUUUACUUCCCAGCUGAUUGUUUGCUCACAUCAUUGCGAUCACUUGAAAUUUGGCAUUGUAGAAACUUAGAGUUCAUAUCUCACAAUACAUGUCCAAAAUUCACAUCACUUGAAACACUGAGAAUAUGGAAUAGUUGCUGCUCCAUGACAUGUUUUUCAUUAGGUUGUUUACCUGUCCUUCAAGAGCUUAAUAUCCGUUUUAUUCCCAACUUGGCAGCAAUUACUACUCAAGGAGGAGAAGCAGCUCCGAAAUUAGUUGAUUUUAUUGUCACUGAUUGUGAGAAACUCAGAUCACUUCCAAAUCAAAUUGAUCUCCCUUCCCUUGAACACUUGGAUCUAUCUGGGCUUCCCAUGCUAGAAUCAUUGUCUCCAAGGUGUUUGCCUUCUUGUUUAAGAUCACUUCAUGUUGAUGUUGGCAUACUAUCAUCUGUAUCCAAAAAAGAGUUAAGUGUUCUAUUCCAACGCCUAUCUUCUCUGUCACAUCUUCUACUCAAGGGUCUUGGUGAAGAAGAUCUUGUUAACACUCUUCUGAAGCAGCAGUCCCUGCCUACUUCCCUAGAAUAUAUGUUCCUUCAUAAUUUCAGUGACUUAAAGUUGUUGGAAGGAAAAGGGCUUCAAAAUCUCACUUCUCUCCAAAUGCUUCAAAUGUAUAACUGUCCUAGUAUUGAGUCCUUACCAGAGGGUCAACUUCCACACUCUCUUCAAGUACUCAGUCUUAGGGAGUGCCCUUUACUGGAAGCAAGAUAUCAAAAUCAUAAUGGGAAAUACUGGUAUAAAAUUGCUCACAUUCCUGCAAUCAAGAUAAAUGAAAAAGUCAUAAUAUGACUUGUUGCAUGAAUAAGAGUCAUAAAUAGGUAAAUAAAUGCUUCAAUUGUUUUGAAAUGUGCCAUGUUAAAUUGUUAAUGUUAAGCCAAUUUUA